GGAAUAUCGCUGUCUUUCAAUGCAGACCGUCAAGUCUUCGGCUGAGACACGUUAACAGCAUAAUUUGCUGUUAUUCAGGUCUCUCACCUCAAUGACACUAUUCAGUGUUAUGUCUUGCAUUUUUCAUGCGAGAUUGUUUUCAUAGACUUUGCGGAGUGUGUGUUGGGUUUUUUUUUCUACAUAAAUUUGUACAUUUUAUUUUCUUGCCACCAUGGUGCUAGGAAAGGUAAAGAGCUUCAUUGUAAGCUAUGACUGUCUAAAUGACAGCAAUGUCCCUGUUUUCUCAAGCGGGGACUCCGUCUCAGGAAGAGUUAUUAUCGAAGUCACCGGCGAGAUUCGCGUCAAGUCCCUUAAAAUUCACGCCAAAGGAUUUGCGAAAGUUCGUUGGACAGAAUCGCGAAAUGCUGGAUCCAACACUGCCUACACGCAAAAUUAUACAGAAGAAGUGGAAUAUCUGAAUCAUAGAGACAUCCUUAUUGGCCAUGAACGAGAGGAUGAUAACUCUGAGGAGGGACUUACCACUAUUCAUUCAGGAAGACAUGAGUAUGCAUUCAGCUUUGAGCUUCCACAAACACCUCUGGCUACCUCGUUCGAAGGGAAGCAUGGCAGCGUGCGCUACUGGGUGAAGACUGAGCUGCACAGGCCGUGGCUUCUGCCCAUGAAGACUAAGAAAGAGUUCACAGUCUUUGAACACAUCGACAUCAACACUCCUCUCCUGCUGUCCCCACAGGCAGGCACUAAAGAAAAAACACUUUGCUGCUGGUUUUGCACCUCAGGUCCAAUCUCCUUAAGUGCCAAAAUUGAACGGAAGGGUUAUACUCCAGGAGAGUCCAUUCAGAUCUUUGCUGAGGUUGAAAACUGCUCCUCCCGUAUGGUUGUGCCAAAGGCUGCCAUCUACCAAACGCAGAACUUCUAUGCCAAAGGGAAGAUUAAGGAGAUCAAGCAAUUGGUGGCCAACAUCCGAGGAGAGUCGCUUUCUUCUGGCAAGACGGAGACAUGGAAUGGGAAGAUGUUGAAAAUUCCCCCUGUGUCCCCAUCCAUCUUAGACUGCAGUAUCAUCAGAGUGGAGUAUUCACUCAUGGUAUAUGUGGACAUCCCAGGAGCCAUGAACCUUUCUAUUAACCUGCCUCUGGUGAUUGGCACCAUCCCCCUCCACCCCUUCGGUAGCCGUACCUCCUCUGUCAGUAGCCAGUGCAGCAUGACCAUGAGUUGGUUAGGCAUUGCCCUCCCCGAGAGGCCUGAAGCUCCUCCAGCCUAUGCAGAGGUGGUUACAGAAGAACAGCGGCACAGCUGUCUGGAAGUGCCCUCAGGGCGGGAGAACUUUGAUGGCCCUUUAUUCGCCUACAUCCAGGAGUUUAGAUUUCGGCCCCCUCCACCCUACUCUGAGAUUGAUCCACAUCCAGAUCAAUCCACAUCAACCAUGGAGCAGAGACUCGAUAUCUGCCCAUCACGCUGAGAAAUGCAUGGCACAAGUCCAAAGCAGUUGGACUUUAGGAGCUUUCGGUUUUGUUUAUCUCCUGGUGACAACGAUUGUUCACUAUGCUGUCACCACUGAGAGAAAACAUGUAUGGGGAAAAUCCAGAAGUAAGGGUGCAGGAAGUAACUCAAAAUACUUCACUUCCAACCCGGAGAGUCACAGUCACAAAGUCUUGUCUGUGUCGAAGCCCAAGAAUGGAUGCACCCUUGUUGGACAGCAGAGCUUUGUCAAACUAGUUACUUUGCUCUAGCUUUUCUGUUAAGGCUGACAAAGAACUUGCAGACCUUUUCAGAGACCCAAAGAGAGGCAAACACUACAACCAUAGCCAUUCACAGUACAACUGAGAGAAACCUAUCAUUCCCUUGCCUCAGUUUUGAUUUUUGCACAUUUCUGUUUUCUUUGCUUGAGUUGUGUGACUCAGUUUUAUAAUCACGGAUUGUUUUAUUUUUAGUUCUCAGCCUCUUGCUACGUUCGACUAAGUGAUUGUAGGCUUAAAACAUAGUCGUGUUUAUCUGCACAAUGUAUGAACAAUGCAGAGAACAGAUUUGGAGGAAAAACAGACUGGAAGGACUGAUGUAAUGCACUGAUCUUUUUUAAGCUCUAUUUAGGGCGUUUGUUUUUUUCAUUAAUUUUGUUUCCUUACAGACACACACAGUAAUCUGUGCUUGGUAACAUGUUGUCUGAAAGCUAUUUGUAAUGUUGCCUCGUAACCCGAGUAUAGAUUUUGCUUUAUUUUCUGCUGUUCACAAGGAUAUUAUUUUAGAUUUUUAAUGUUGAAUGCCUUUAAACCAAUCAUCAUGGUUUGCUUGGUGUUAAAAGUGUUGCACACAUUUCUUGGUAGAUGAGCAACAGUCCAGCUCUUGCCACUCGUGUGUGCUCAAGAGUGAAGAGAUAAAACAGGGUGGGGCCCAGCCAGGCUGCCUGAAGUGUUUGUUGCCUUUCUGUUUAAUGUCUAUAGCCUUGUAGGCUUCUAUAUAGCUCUACCUGAAAAAAGCACUCAGUCUCAGGUGAUCGCUUCGUUUGCCAAAUAAUGUAAACAAGAAAUGGUGUAGAGUAUUUUUCAAUUGAACUUUUUAAGAAAGUAGACUAUUGAAGAAAAUCAGAUUCAAUAUUAAAAAAAAAACAUUCAAUAAGAUAUGCAUAAAGAUACAAGGCAGCUUUCAAAGACUUAAUGGCGUUCCCUUUUUGUCCUGCUGCACGUGAACCGACCAGUGUAGCUAGAUAUGACAGAGCAGCUGAAUGAGAAAUUGAAAGCACAAUGUCACAAAAGCUUUAAAAGCCAAGCUGCAAAGAAAGAAGAGGAUUCUGGAUUUUGACUCAAGUCAUGUCCAGAGAUAUCCGUAUCCAGUUGAAAUGAGUCAUACAUUUGUUUUAAAAACUCAUUCAACUACAAAGUUAGUCAGAGCCUGUAUGGCCUUACAAAGCACUUUUUACUUAAGUGAAACUUAAGUGAAAAAUUUGCUUUUAUCUGGUUGAGGUCUGGAAAAAUGUUGGCAUUCAACCAUUUACCAACAUAGAUGUUUCCAGCAGUGUUUGACUUGUUGAGUGAGUCAUAUCAAGUGAGGGAGUUGAUGAUUCAGCAAGUUUGUGGAGCACUGCACUUUGGGCAUUAACAAAGUGAAGUGGUCUUAACAUAGUUGCCUUGAUUAAGAACUGACAUUAACAUGCUUUAUCAUCUAUUUUAGCCUCACUAAUCAUAAUUGUAUUGUCUUUUAGUCUUAGCAUAUUUAGUUGAGGACAAAAGGGUAAACCAAAACGUCCUUCAAAGCGAGGGUUGAUCAUUUGACAUGCCACUUUUGAUUUUAAUGGGUAAAACUCUGUUCAAAUAUUGGAUCUGAUGAUGGAUAUGGUCAUUUAGUGUUUAUUUUACAGACAAACAAGCUAAAACAGUUCUGGUCAUCUUGUCUCAAUUAUUAUGGGAACAAUAGCUGUAGCACACCUCUAGAGAAAUGGGUAGUCCAUGUACUGAAGAGAUAAUUAAACAAAAAGAAAACAAGCUGCUUCUCAUUAGUAUUUAUAGUUUGAAAUUGAACCAACUGAUGAAAGGAUAAGCUUAAACACAAAAAGGACAAGUGCUUCUUUUUGUGCAUGGCCAAUUCCAUUGUACUAUCAAUGCUUGGCCUUCUGUGUAGUCCAGUGUUAAAGCUAAACUCUUGACUCUGUCAAGAAAGACCUGUAGUCUGAAUAUGGUAUGUUUUAGUGCAAUAUUUCUUGUUUUAGUUUAUUUUGUUUCAAUGUUUUUUUAUUGUCCUUUUUAUUUCAGUGAUCAUUAUGAAUUAAUGUUCAUAAUGGUUUUAACUAUUGUCUUAGUUCUUUCUUUGAAAUAAAUAAACCUCCCAGAA
This is a messenger RNA of Xyrauchen texanus (razorback sucker), 3819 nucleotides long. Its product is annotated as arrestin domain-containing protein 3-like. The record is from RefSeq and is a predicted model, not a curated record. The coding region runs from base 212 to 1456 and encodes 414 amino acids. Gene Ontology annotation, biological process: protein transport. NCBI's taxonomy places the organism in Eukaryota, Metazoa, Chordata, Actinopteri, Cypriniformes, Catostomidae. The transcript is spliced from 8 exons. Gene Ontology annotation, cellular component: cytoplasm.